Molecule: messenger RNA, 1568 nt
Organism: Zychaea mexicana
Lineage: Eukaryota; Fungi; Mucoromycota; Mucoromycetes; Mucorales; Lichtheimiaceae
Exons: 3
Coding region: 438-1298 (286 amino acids)
Source: RefSeq, a predicted model, not a curated record
UUGCGCGGAUAGUGGAGUAUGUGCCUUUACAAUAGACAACAGUUCAUACAGCCUAUUUUUGCUUGCAACAAGCGAGAUCGAUAAGCUAGUGCAAUCCAGCCUUCGUUAGUUCAGGCUACGAACGAGGGUAUGCUUAUAUUUCCACAAAUGGCACUUUUCUUCACUCGGUUUUAGGGUGCACAGACGGCUUUGAUUGGGACAAGAGAAACAAAUGGGCCUGGAUCGUGAUACAAAAAGACGAAAAGCGGGCCGGGAUAUCAAUUAACGAGAGACACCUCGCUCACUGAGGACUGAGAGAGAAAGCCAGAGCGAUCGACCCAAAGUGAACCAGAAAAAAACCAAUUUUUCCUUUCAUUCCUCUUUUUUUUUUCUCUUUCCAUACUAGUUUCUUUUGACUCCUUCUCUUCUUUUUUCCUCCACUCUUCUUUCUCGAAGCCAUGGCAUCUUAUUACAAUAACCAGCACGACUACGGAGCACCGCCACCGCCACAACACUACCAGGAUUCAUCCUAUCCAAUGUACGACAUGGGCUACCGCGACAAUAACGUGACGAGCCCGACUGUUGCGACGGACGACGGCUACGGUGCGAAAAGAUCUCGGAAUUCUCGGCAGAACGGCCAGUACCAGCACCUAGGCGAUGGUGGACCAGUCUUGUACGUCGAACAACAGCCAGAAAAACGAUCGUGUCUCGACAAAAUGUGCUGCGGAUGCUGCACAUGUUUUCCUCGCUGGGCACGAUGGAUAUGCUGCUUUCUGUUCCUGAUUAUUGUUGCCAUUGGCAUCGUGAUUGGCGUGCUGGCCGCGCUCUUCAAAACACCUGAGAUCAACUUCAAUGGUCUCCAGGGCGAACCAUCCUUCAACUUGACCGGCACCACUGCCAAUUUCAACUUUAAUUUGAAUAUCACCGUUGACAACCCUAAUGUUCUUGGCGUUACGUUUGAAAAGAUCGAAGCCAAGGCUUAUUACCCGGGUUAUCGAGACAAGAGCAUCGGUGGAGGUAUCAAGGACAAUGUGCACAUUGGCAAGGAGACUGUCACCACAAUUAUCUUCCCAUUUACCAUUUCCGUUGAUGCCAUGAAUACAGAAACACAGGCCAUCCUGUACGAUAUCAUGGGUAAAUGUGGUGUGCUAGGUGGUGAGGCACCCGGGAUCACCAUUGACUACGAUGUCGUUCCUACCUUGGAUAUCAUCGGUAUCAAAAUUUCACCCACUAUCUCUAACAGCGCCAACUUGCCAUGCGACAACUCUGUAAGUUAUUGUACCUUGAUGGAAGAAAGGAGAGAAAGAUUGAAGGACUAGAGUACUGAACGCAUACACAAUUUGGGCUUCUGAUUCACAGGACAUACCGAAUCUGUCUGAUCUGGGUGGAUUGACAAGUUUGAUUCCUUCCGAUGUCGCGAACCAACUUCCGACCAAUCUUGGUGAUGUUACUGGUCAGCUAGAAAACCUUGUACAUAUACAGCAGUAUCUUUUUUUCUAAAUAAUAAUUGUGUCGUGUCGAGAGCUGGCUUUCGUGUUGCCUUAAUGACUUUUGUCUGUACAACAUUAACUACUUGCGCUUUUCAAGAA